Molecule: messenger RNA, 1567 nt
Organism: Coprinopsis cinerea okayama7#130
Lineage: Eukaryota; Fungi; Basidiomycota; Agaricomycetes; Agaricales; Psathyrellaceae
Product: LysM domain-containing protein
Exons: 2
Coding region: 89-1567 (492 amino acids)
Source: RefSeq, a predicted model, not a curated record
GACCGACGCUGAGCAUAACGACGACGACGACCACCGCCCAAUCCUCAGCGCAUGCGGGCGACGAUCUAGACAGCCUACUCACCUCCUGAUGCACCAAGACGACUUUGACCUGACUUACAAUCCUUUCGACGACGACGACGACAACAAUGACAAGACUCAUGAGCUGACCGGCAGGGCCCAGGGACGCCAGUAUAUUGGCUCAGCUUUCUUAUCCAACAUUACAGCACCAGCACUCACCAGGCGAAGGUCAUCAGCGAGCGAAUCACAGUCGUCAUCCAGGAGUACCAUCCGUCGACGCCAUAGGCGAUCACGAUCGGACCUGCGUCUCGACACUGACCAAGACGAUUCAGAGGAACCGCCACCACUCAGUGGUCACCCUUUGAAGUCAGCGCACCGAAGGUCUGGGGAUUUCCAGGACUUUGGGAUAACCAGGCCCCACCUAUCGCGAGCUGUUCAAAGUAGUUCUGUGGACAGUAGUCUGUUCGGUGGGAGUUCUGAUACUGAUGACGGAUACCCAACUUUGAAGGAGCCUCAUACCGAGGUUCUGGUGACUACUUCGGACUCGUUGGCUGGGGUAUCGUUAAAGUAUGGAAUCGAUCUGACCGAACUUCGAAAGGCCAAUCAGCUUUGGCCUAACGAUUCAAUCCACCUUCGUGAAACCCUCUUCAUACCUCUACAUCGAGCUUCAAGAGCACACGAAUAUGUUGUACGCUCGCCCAGCGCAUCCACAACCGAUAUCACCCUGGAAUCUAGCGGAGCAUCUACCCAUUCUGCGAACAGCCUAACGCAUUCAGAACCUACUCCUCCAUCCUCGACCUCGUCAACAGGAACCAAUGUCCUUCGAGUACCUGUCUCACAGCUAUCGUUUUUCCCCCCUUCUUCGAACAGGAACAAUCUCGCCGCUGGAGUCUCAUCCUGUUCGCCAGAACCUCCUGCCAGUCAUCCUGGCACCCCUUCCAAAUCCGUAACGCAUCCACCGCGGAAUACGACAGCACCCAACCACUCCUUAUCGUCAUUUCUUAACGUACUGCCCAUCGCUGCCUCUACGCGAGACGAGAUUGUCUCUCGAUUAUCCUUGGACAGCGUCAGUUCCAGCUACAGCGACCGAACUCGCUCGAGGCGGACGAGCUCUGAAUACAGCCCGGGUCAUGAACUUUAUAGCGUCACUCGCACCGCAGGAAUGCCAGUUCAACGCAACCACCAACAACCAGAUCCUCAUCCCGAUACCCAGCAGACUCCCAAGAUCUCCCAGCGGGUGAACGACGAUCAACUAAGAGGAGCCUCCGACCCGCAUGGUUCCUUGGCCCUGGGCACUCGUCAGCAUCCGGGAUAUAGCCGCCCAAAGCUCUCGACAUCUCCUCCUCUAUCUUACGUGCCUCAGGUCCACAACCCUUACGUUCGGACAGCCCAGAUGGAGCCGUCACCAGGAAUGAAGGUUCCUUUUUUGAGGAGCAAUGUGGAUGGCCAUACGGACAGGUCGUUGGACAUCAAGCGCUCACCGUUUGCUACACCGGUCGGGAACGGUACUCAACCGACGACCUUCCGCGCUACCAGGGACGUGACCUAG